Molecule: messenger RNA, 3701 nt
Organism: Magnolia sinica
Lineage: Eukaryota; Viridiplantae; Streptophyta; Magnoliopsida; Magnoliales; Magnoliaceae
Product: putative pentatricopeptide repeat-containing protein At5g59200, chloroplastic
Exons: 1
Coding region: 1441-3636 (731 amino acids)
Biological process (GO): RNA modification
Molecular function (GO): RNA binding; protein binding
Source: RefSeq, a predicted model, not a curated record
UCCAUUUCGCUAUUGUUUAUGCCUUUAUCCUUAUGACAAGUAAUUUUAAUAUUGAAUUAUGGAUAUUCUAAAUUUUAAUUAAGAAGUAUAGAGUCGUGUCAAGUAAAGACUCGGUCGAGUCAACUCGGCACGACUAGACAUCGAGUCUGAGUCGAGUUUUCCAAGUUUUGGAUCUAGCCUUGAAAAGUUAAGAAUGUGAUGGUAAUGGACCCCUGAAUUGGUGUUCAUUGCCUAAAUUAAGAAUGUAGGCAUAAUGAAUCUGAGCCGUUUAUCGUGACAAUCUCAUGUUUUGUCAUUUUUCUGUGGAUAGGAGCGAUCAGCGCGCGCAUCCUCCCGUCUGCAUUUGGGUCCACCUGUUGUAGGAAGAGCAUUCAACACCCAAGCACCGGUCAUAUAUGAUGUUUGUGUGGCAUCCCCCCCGUCCAUCGGUUGUAACACCUCGUCGUAAGAUCUGAUCCCAAUAAUCAGCCCUAUCAAUUACUCAGGUGGGCCACACCAAAGGGAACAAAGGGAACUGUAGGAAUGGGACGCCAAACAUCAAAAUCCUCCUGGGGCCCACUGUGUUGUUUAUACUCCAUCCAACCCGUUCAUCAGAUGAGCCCCAUCAGGAUGAAGAGACAUGCUAAAAAUCAGCCUCAUCAGAACCUCAUGCUUACCACACGCUGUGAAUUUAGAGGUUUUAGUAGACAUUUUACAUUUUUCUUCUGGUGUGGCCCACGUGAGUUUCAAAUAAAGCGGACUUUCGAUAUUUACAGUGGUCAUGACGUGGUGCAGCUGAUGGACGGAGUGGAUUUCACACAUAUCACCUAAGCCCAACAGAGCUCGUGUAUUGCCCGCGCUCCCUUCAACAGGUGUUGGCGGCCCUUCUGUGGGCGCGUGUAAACUUUGAUACCUCUGGAGAGUGUGAUGGUUGAUGCGCAGGCACGAGAGUUUAUACACGUGGCAUACCAAGAUAAAUCAAAUUAAACCGUUUAACUUGUGGACCCCAAUUCAGAUGGAUCAAAAACCACAAAUUAUACUGAUUUGAUUAUCUAACUAGCCGACUGGUGGACCUUUAUUGCACAAGCGAAAAAUAGCCAAUGGUCCGGAUUCAGCAAAGAAGUGCCCAGCAGUCAUCUGUUCAAACAAUCUCAUCUUCGGAUGGUUCGAUCUGAGUUAAUCUACGGCACGUGUACAAUUGCUGCGUAUCAACCAUCACACUCUGCCGGAGUACCAAAGAACUUCCCCAUCAGUUACGAAGCAGUGAAUAUCACAUGUACGAGAUCCAUACCUUUCAUCCGCUGGGCCACGUUGUGGAUACGAUGCACCCAAAAUCACACUAGGCGAUGGAUUGCAUACGUGCGGUUAGGAAAAAAGCCAACCAACGGUCAUGGAGGAAAGAUCAUCCAUUUGAUCGAUAGGAAUAGGACCAUCUAACUGCUCUUCCUCUUGUCUGUAAAAAUGCUCGUAAGAACUUCAGUUUCCAGGAACUGGAAGCGUCGUCGCCGAUGGAGGAACCCCAAAUCCCACGCCACCUUCCACAGCAGCCCCGACAAGCAUCUCCCAGACGUGGUUUCCUGGAACAUCUCGAUAACAGAGCAUGCCUGCAAAGGCGAUUUAGACACCGCGCGCCAGAUGUUCAACGGAAUGCCUCAGCGAACAGUCGUAUCUUGGAACACCCUGAUUUCUGGGUAUUCCAAGUGGGGCAGGACCACAGAAGCCUUGGAUGUAGUUUCCAAGAUGCAUUGGUCCGGAACCAAUCUCAACGAGAGUAGCUUUUCUACCGCUUUGAGCUCAUGCUCUCGUUUCAGAUCGUUAGAUCAUGGGGAGCAAAUACAUUGCCUUGUUCUGAAAUCUGGGUAUGAAGAUUUUGAGCUGGUAGGGAGCUCUUUGCUGAAUAUGUAUUCAUCUUGUCUCAAGAUAGACAAUGCGCGCCGGGUGUUUGACAUAUUGCAUGGAAGGAAUCCCUUGGUGUGGAGUGUGAUGCUUGUGGGUUAUGUUCACUGUAACUUGAUGAGUGAUGCGUUGAAUGUAUUUAUGAAAAUGCCGAACCGAGAUGUUGUCUCCUGGACCACUCUGAUUUCGGGUUAUUCGAAGAGUGAAGAGCAGUGUAAGAGGUCUUUGGAGUUCUUUCGUUUGAUGAGAGCGAGUGGCGAAGCAGACCCAAAUGAGUUUACAUUUGAUAGUGUCGUAAGGGUUUGUGGUAGAUUGGGAACUUUGAAUAAAGGGAAGAUGAUUCAUGGACUUCUGAUCAGAUACGGAUUUGAACCUGAUCAAUCCAUCUGUGGCGGACUUAUCGUAUUUUACUGCAAAUGUGAUGCUGUGGAAGAUGCUAAGAGUGUGUAUGAUAGAUUGGUUGAACCAUGUCAAAACGCUUCAAAUUUACUAAUUGAAGGAUUCAUCUCAAUGGGUAGGAUUGGAGAUGCGGAGUCAGUUUUUAAUGGAAUGGUUGAACCAAGUCCAGUGUCAUAUAAUCUGAUGAUUAAAGGGUAUGGGCAGAGCAGUCGAAUCGAGGACUCAAAAAGGUUGUUUCGGGAAAUGCCUCAAAGAACUCUUGUGUCUUCAAAUACCAUGAUCUCGGUGUACUGCUGGAGCGGCCAGUUCAAUGAAGCUUUGAAGCUUUUCGAGAGCACAAAAGGGGAGAAGAACACUGUGACCUGGAAUUCCAUGAUUUCGGGGUUUGUUCAAAACGAGCAAGCUGAAGAAGCCUUGAAGCUCUAUGUGAGUAUGCACAGACUAGGAGUAGAGCACAACAGGUCGACUUUUUCAACUCUAUUCCGUGCCUGUUCCAGCAUCGGAGCUCUUCAGCAAGGAAAAUCACUUCACGCCCAUGUGACAAAAACACCAUUUGAGUCAAAUGUCUAUGUAGGAACAUCUCUUGUGGACAUGUACGCCAAAUGCGGGAGCAUAUCCGAUGCUCAGACCUCAUUUAGUAACAUCUCUUCGCCUAAUGUUGCUGCUUGGACAGCUUUGAUUAAUGGUUAUGCGCAUCACGGCCUUGGAAACAAAGCUAUUUCACUCUUCCAACAGAUGUUAGAGCAAGGAAUAGAACCAAACGUUGUGACUUUUGUAGGGCUUCUAACAGCUUGCAGCCGGGCAGGUCUUGUCAAUGAGGGGAUGGAAUUUUUCCAGUCAAUGGAGAAGUACGGCUUAGUGCCCACUCUAGAACACUACGCUUGCAUGGUCGAUCUUCUUGGCCGAUCAGGCUAUCUGCGGGAAGCAGAGGAGUUUGUUAAAGGAAUGCCGAUUGACGCCGACAGUGUGGUCUGGGGAGCUCUGCUCAGCGCUUGCUGGUUCUUCAUGGACAUGGAAGUGGGUGAGCGGGUGGCUGAGACGAUGUUCAGCUUAGAACCCAAGCAGAUUUCUGCAUAUGUGAUUAUGUCGAACAUUUAUGCAGGAGUAGGGAGGUGGGAGGAGGUGGUGAAGGUGAGGAAGAGAUUGAGAAGCAUGGAGGUGAAGAAGGGCCCUGGGUGUAGUUGGAUUGAGGUGAAGAACACUGUUCAUGUGUUCUGUGUGGAAGAUAGAGAUCAUCCCCAUUGUAAUGAGAUCUAUGCAUUUCUGGAAGAGCUGACAGCAAAUGUCUACUCAAGUUUUGUAUUUGAUCAUUCACAAUACCAAUGUCAAGAUCCUGAAUUUUUCUCAUUUGUUUCCCUGUAGAAAAUGUUCCAACGUUCGAUCUUUGAUCAAUGGCCUUGAAAAUGUCUGAUGUGGAUGUUUGGUCA